Messenger RNA from Archocentrus centrarchus (flier cichlid), 3246 nucleotides. It is a transcript of the gene armc1, whose product is annotated as armadillo repeat containing 1. The transcript has 7 exons. The record is from RefSeq and is a predicted model, not a curated record. NCBI's taxonomy places the organism in Eukaryota, Metazoa, Chordata, Actinopteri, Cichliformes, Cichlidae. The coding region runs from base 362 to 1192 and encodes 276 amino acids. Gene Ontology annotation, molecular function: protein binding; metal ion binding.
AUAUUUCCCCAUAUUUCCCGACGGAGACACAGCAGUGAAGCUUCCCGGAUCUUUAAGGAAAAUUGGGAUGCCCUUUAUGAAGAAACAGCUGUACCCAUUGGCUCGCCACAAAACACAAACACAGUGCACAGCUGCUAGCUACAUAGGCAGAGUGAAGACCGAGGCGCAGGCCUGGCGUUAGUGAGAUUAUUUUGUUACACUUGUUUUUGGGCCAGUAUCUGAACGUAGCUGCCUGUAUUUGCGCCGUCUUUGAAUCCGUCGUAACCGAAAUUACGCGGAGGUAUCUCGUGGUUUCCAUGAAAACUGACAGAAAGAGUGAAGAGACUGGUUUAAUGUGUGUGGCAUUGAGGCAAGAGGCACCAUGAGUGCAGAGGUGGAUGCACUGACCGUGGUGAACCAGCUGCGAGAUCUUGCUGCAGACCCCUUGAACCGGAGAGCCAUAGUAGAAGACCAAGGCUGUCUGCCAGGCCUCAUCCUCUUUUUGGACCAUCCCAACCCACAGGUUGUUUACUCUGCGCUAUUGGCCGUGCGCUACCUGGCAGAAUGUCGAGCCAACAGGGAGAAGAUGAAGGGCGAGCUGGGCAUGAUGCUGAGUUUGCAGAAUGUCAUGCAGAAGAGCACCUCACCUGGGGAGACCAAACUGCUGGCCUCAGAGAUCUAUGAGAUUUUGCAGUCAGCUGGUAAAGAAGAGGCCGAAAAUGCCGAAGCAGCUGCCGCCUCCUGCCGGCGUAAAGCCCAGUUCUUUCUGGGCUCCAACAACAAGAAGGCCAAAACUGUCGUGUUGCACAUUGAUGGACUGGAUGACUCUACUCGAAGGAGCCUGUGUGAGGAGGCCUUGCUAAAGAUUCGAGGAGUCAUCAGUUUCACCUUCCAGAUGGCUGUUAAGAGAUGUGUUGUCAGGAUCCGUUCUGACCUUAGGGCUGAGGCACUGGGAACAGCCAUUAACUCCACCAAAGUAAUGAUGGCUCAGCAGGUGGUGAAGACCGAGGAUGGAGGAGAGCUAAUAGUGCCAUUCCAGGAGGAUUCGGCGGUUGUGGUUGAGGAAAACACAGACAUCCCAGACUACCUGCCUGAGGACGAGAGUCCAUCCCAGGAGCAGGACAAGGCUGUCACACGUGUAGGAUCUAUUACUGAUGGCAUGGGCUGGCUCAGCACGGCCGCCAAUUUCCUGUCACGCUCUUUCUACUGGUGACAACUUCCCGCGAUCUGCUCUUAUCUCCCUGUUUUGUCAAAGGUACCAUCCAGCUGCAGAAUUAGCAUCUCUCAGCCUCCUCCCAGGCUAAGGCCUGAACCACAGCCCUACACUAGUCUAGACUCCCGGCUCCAAAGCACACAGAGCCCAGUAACACGUGUGCAGCGAGAGCUGGACUGUCAGGUGAAACCUGCAAUAAUCUGCGUAUACCUAUUAUGAGCUACACAUCCCACUACUGGCUGUAUGUGCACAACUAUAUACUAGCUGCAUAUGUAACUAAAAGACAUAGCCAGAGGACUUUAAAUCGAAUGAAACCAAAUGGCUUUCUGGGAAUGUGUGUGUCGCUGUGUCGACUGGGUUCUGGCAGGUGUAUUUACCUAUUCUGAGGCGGAUUUUGUGUAUCUAAAAAAAAUGGAGUGUUCUCUUUGUUAAUGCAUGAUUUUUGGUUUCUUUUCUUCCCCCCUGAUGUCUAUUUCCAAUCAUCGUCCUAUUACUAUAUAUUUUUUUUCAUAUUUUUAAUCCUUUAAUUUCUUAAUAACGUCAUUUAUGUCCGUCCCUCCAGGUUUUUGUUUUAGCAUGCUUUUGUGCCAAUCUUGCCUGAUGCCAACCUCCUUGAUUAUUGUAUGCCUUUUUGACAUUUCACUGUAAUUAUUAUUUAUUCAUCAUUCAUUCAAAUGAGUUGAGAGCUUCGAGCAUGUUUAAUGUUUGUUGUUUGCUAGCAGCAGCUGCCCCCUCCCCUGGCUUUCUGCCCACUAAAGGACGUCACUUCAGUAGAAAUAGUAAAUAGACACCAGCAAGAGGCCACAUUGACUCACAUGCAUUAGACUGCAUUGCAUUCUGGAGUAACAACUAGCUGGCCAGUUGGCUGAUUCAUACAUAAACCCUCAAUGUCUGUGUUUGUGUCAGAAAUCAGGACUUUUCUGAUUUUCUGAUAAUGCAAAAGUAUUCAGCCCUACAGCGGCUGUGAAUGGACUGUGUUAAUUGCACAAAAUUUUGGCUACCUCUGCUUUUAGCCUCCUGUCCUCACAUCAGCAUUAUGGUCAUCUGUAGUUUUAGUAAAACCGUGAAUCAGCAUGGUGAAGAUGAACCUGUAAGCUGCCUGCUUGUGUAAUACAUCCCAGUGUUACCUGUAAUUCCUGACAUUGUUACAGUAUUGUAGCUGCUUCUGAUAAGUUAGUUUUCAGUUUAGCCAGCAGUGUCCUUAAAGCAAAGAUCAUGUUGGUGCAUGCUCUCAAACACACACACACACACACACGUACAGAGGACUUACUAAUGCUGGCAUAUGAGCAGUAGUGGUGUGCUGUGAGAGGGGUAUGGUUAUGUAUGUGUUGUAAAUGGUGCCUGAUUCCCUAAAAUCUCGUACGUGUGAAGGAUUUUUUUUUGGAAUUUUUGUAAUAAUGGUUUUAAUUUUAAGUUGGAUUAAGAGGUUCAAACUGUUAAUGCUCUUAGUGAGUUUUUUUUAACCUUCACAACUAAAUGACUCUCUACAUUUAAAUAUUUUGACAUAUUUGAACGUCAUGACUUUUAGUCUUUUGGUGUAGUGGAGAUUUCAAAACGGAUACACGGCAAGAAUUGACCUGAAUAGCCUGAACUGAUGGUGGCUACCCUCUGGAAAAGCAAUAAUCACUUUUGUAUUUAAUGUAGUGAACAUAGUUCAAUAACAGCCUAAAAAUCAAUGUUUUUGGAGAGGACGGUAUUAGUUGGAAACAAGACUUGUGAGCAAUAUUAAAAUUGCUUCAUUAAUGUGUCCGUUUUCACAGAGUAAACCUCCAUGUGUAGUUUGAUUUUAAUAUUUCGUGUCUCGGCUCAUACUGCAAAGAAAUACUUGAACAUUGUUCAGAAUUGUCCGUAUGUGUUGAUCGAAGUGUAAAUUCUUUUUACUUUUAGAGUUGCCGCAGCUGUAAGGUUGACAAAGAACCUCUAAGUCCUCAAACAUGUAACAUCAUGUGUACAGACAUCCACUGUCAGCAGAUGUAAUAUAAUGUAUGCAGUUCUUAAAAUUGUAGAUUCCCAUACACUGUUACUGCAAAUAAUGAUAAAUGUAAAAAUCAAAA